CCUCAGGCUGUGCACGCUGGAAAAUGGAAACGCAUUGAAACAACGUGGAUAGUGAAAGAUUCAGUUGUUAUUUAUUAAAGUAAGCGUUGGCACAAGGUUCGUGUCCUAUGUUUACUUCCGCCUGUGUUUAAUAAUUGGAUUUCUCUACGCGGCUAAAAGAUGGGGAAGGUUCCUAAGAAGAGGAACCUUGCAGACAAGGUCCGCAAGAUGAAGACCUCCAGUGAGAUCAAAAACAACCCAUUUGAGGUGAAAAUAAACAGGAAGAAGUUUGAGGUUCUUGGGAGGAAAUCUAAGCACGAUGUGGGUCUUCCGGGUGUAUCUCGAUCCAAAGCUAUCAAGAAGAGAAAAGAGACCCUCCUGAAGGAAUACCAACAGAAGAACAAGGCCAGUAAAUUCAUUGACAGGCGUAUUGGAGAGUAUGACACCAAGAUGGCACCAGAGGACAAAAUCCUGCAGAGGUUUGCGAUGGAGAGACAGCGUGGCCAUGACAAGAAGGAUGUGUACAACCUGAACGAGGAUGAAGAGCUAACCCAUUAUGGCCAGUCCCUGGCUGAAAUGGAGAAAUUCAAUGACAUUGCGAAUAGCGAUGAUGAGUCCGAAGAGAAGGGUCUUUUAUCCGCUGAGCUGACUGCCUCCCACUUCGGAGGAGGAGGGGGUCUACUCAGGAAGAAAACAUCAGGGGAGCAGCAGGAAGGAAACCAGAGGGCCAAGUCCAGGCAGGAGCUCAUAGAAGAGCUCAUCCAGAAGUCCAAGCAGGAAAAGAGGGAACGACAGGUGCAGAAAGAGGAGGCUCAGGAACUGACUGAGAAGCUGGACCAGGAGUGGAAGAGCAUCCAAGCUCUGAUGGUGAAAAAGACGCCCAAAGCAGAAAGUGCCGACAUACAGGAGGAGAAACCCAAACUAGAAGAAUAUGACAUGAUGGUGAGGGAGCUCGGCUUCGAGAUGAAGGCUCAGCCCUCGGAGAAGUUGAAAACCCCCGAGGAGAUCGCCAGAGAGGAGAGGGAGAAGCUGCAGAAACUAGAGGCUGACCGACUGAGGAGGAUGAUGGGAGAGGAUGUCGGGGACAGUGUACAGAGUCAAAACCACAUGUCUGCGGACGACAUCAACGACGGUUUUAUCCUGGAUACGAACGACAAAAAGACCCUGUCUUACCAGGAUGGAAAAUGGAACAUUGAGGAGGAGUCGGAGGAAGACAAGGGUGGUGACGAAGAAGACGGAGAAAGUGGUGAAGAAGAGGAAGAUGAAGAGGAGAAUGAAAAUGAGGAGGAGGAGUUGAGCAAUGAAGAAGAAGAUGGAGAAGAGGAGGAGGAGGAGGAGGAAGGUGACAGUGAAGAUGAAGAAGAUGGCCACUCGGACCUGGACUCUGAGCAAGAAAGCGAGAACGAGGAGGGGAAACAGGAGGAUGACGAGGUCAUCGCCAAACCAAAGAAAGCUCUCUCCAAAGAGGAGAUCAAGGCCCAGCAGGAGGCAGCAAAAGCCGAGCUCCCGUACACGUUUCCUGCUCCUGAAAGCUACAGUAACCUGAAAGAUUUGCUCCAUGGCCACACUCCUGACAACCAGCGCCUCAUUGUGGCCAGGACCCAGAAGAGCAACCACCCUAGUUUGGCUGUUGGCAAUAAGCUCAAACUUCAGAAACUCUUUGGCUUUCUGUUGGAAUACAUUGGAGAACUGGCCACCAAGAGUCCACCUGAACUCACCACCGUAGAUAAGCUCAUACCUGAGUUGUACGCUCUGUGCCAGGUGUUUCCUGAAGCAGCCUGUCAGGCCAUGCAGACUGUCCUCGGAGAUGCUGGACACAGCAUGGAGGAAGAGCUAGAGGUUAAAGGUCAUGCGUCCUUCCCCAAACUAGAUAUGCUGAUCUACCUGAAGGUGACAGCCCUGCUGUUUCCUACCUCUGACUUCAGACACCCUGUUACAACCCCAGCGUUGCUUUACAUCAGCCAGGCUCUCACCAAGUGUCCAGUCAGAUCACUACAGGACCUAACGUCAGGUUUGGUGCUGUGCUGUCUGGCUGUGGAGUACGUCUCCUUUUCAAAACGCUUCUUCCCAGAGCUCAUCAACUUCCUGACUGGAACGUUACACCUGGCAGUGCAGGACAAAACGUCUCUAGGUUAUACGGUGGUGCCACCCUUCAGGUCAACAGGGAAGUACAGUGAUCUGCUGGUGGUGUCGGACUCGGAGUGCUGCAAGAGUUGGAGCAAGAAAAGCUUGCCACUGUCGGCUACCCAACACCUGGAACUCAGUAGUGACCUGGACAGGGACGAACACAGGUUGAUGUGCUUGUCUACUUGCCUAGACCUGCUGAAGACAUGCUGCAUGUUCUACAAAGACCUUGCGUCUUUUACUCACAUCUUCCAGCCAAUCAGAACGCUCCUUUCCAAACAUCUUUCCACCCAGACAUUACCAGAGCCUCUGCAGGAGCUUCUCAGUGAGAUCCUGGAGACCAUCAGCGGCGCUCCUGUGGCUCUCACUCGGCUAGUUUUUGAGAAGAAGAAGCCAAUUCCUCUGAAGCUUCUCACACCAAAAAUAGUUGAAGUGCUGGACUACGGUAAGAAGCAUGGCAGCACUAGAGAAGAAAGAGAGAAGGAGCGUCUGAAGCACAAGUACAAGAAGGAGUUUAAAGGAGCUCUGAGAGAGAUCAGGAAGGACACGCGCUUCCUGGCCAGAGAGAAACUCAACGAGGUCAUGAGCAGGGAUGCCGAGAGAAAGAGAAAAGUACGGGAGCUCUUUGGCAGCUUGGCCAAUCAGGAAGGAGAGUUUAAAGCCCUGAAGAGGAAGAAGAAGAAGUGAAAUGCAGAGUCUUAGUCUGUACCGUAUCUCUUCUUUUCAUAUGGACUUGUUUGGCUGAACUGUGGAUAACCCGUGCAAGGUUAUUUUUCAUUUUAUACUGGUUAAAAUUUUGCUGUCGUGACCCUGCACCGAGUUGUUGUGAAAUAUACUGACGUUACAGUUGGACUCAGUUGGACUGUUGUUGGAAGUGUUGAUCCACCAGGCACCGAAUAUUUGGUUUGCUUCCUCCUUUUUUCCACCACAGUAACCAUGAUGAUGAAAAUAUAAAAAUAAAUAACUUUUUAAUGUUGUA
Messenger RNA from Mugil cephalus (flathead mullet), 3082 nucleotides. It is a transcript of the gene nop14, whose product is annotated as NOP14 nucleolar protein homolog (yeast). Gene Ontology annotation, biological process: maturation of SSU-rRNA. The coding region runs from base 160 to 2790 and encodes 876 amino acids. Gene Ontology annotation, cellular component: nucleolus; small-subunit processome; Noc4p-Nop14p complex. The record is from RefSeq and is a predicted model, not a curated record. The transcript is spliced from 19 exons. Lineage: Eukaryota; Metazoa; Chordata; Actinopteri; Mugiliformes; Mugilidae.